AAUUUCUUGUUUAUAUCAAAAGCAAAAAAUGGGAGUUUCAGGGACACUGGAGUACUUAUCUGAAGUACUUAGCAACGUUAAGAAGAGUAAGAAAAAGAAACAAAUCGCAACUGUAUCCAUCAAGAUUAGAAUGGACUGUGAAGGUUGUGCUCGUAAAGUAAAGAAUGCUCUCUCUAAAGUAAAAGGUGCAAAAUCAGUGGAUGUGGACUUAAAGCAACAGAAAGCAACAGUAACAGGAUUUGUGGAGCCAAAAAAAGUGUUGAAGGCAGCACAAUCCACUGGUAAAAAAUGUGAGAUUUGGCCAUAUGUGCCUUAUAGUAUGGUGGCACAUCCUUAUGCUGCUGGUGUUUAUGACAAAAAGGCACCUCCUAAUUUUGUAAGGGCAACUGCUGAUCCUUCUAUUGCUCACUUAAAUCCUGUUGAAGAACAAUAUUCCCUUAUGUUUAGUGAUGAAAAUCCAAAUGCUUGUAAUAUUAUGUAGUAGUUAAUUAUAAGUUUUUUUUCUUUGUUAUAAAGUAUAUAUACUUCUUUAUGUGUAUUUUUAUGUAUACUUAAAUCCUGUUGAAGAACAGGUAGGCUAUGAUA
Solanum stenotomum is the source of this 585-nucleotide messenger RNA. Its product is annotated as heavy metal-associated isoprenylated plant protein 24-like. Lineage: Eukaryota; Viridiplantae; Streptophyta; Magnoliopsida; Solanales; Solanaceae. The transcript has 2 exons. The record is from RefSeq and is a predicted model, not a curated record. Gene Ontology annotation, molecular function: metal ion binding. The coding region runs from base 29 to 481 and encodes 150 amino acids.